GAAAAACAAGAGGUUGCAUUUGGCUGGCCCAUGUUUCAGAUGAAGAGCUGGAAGACAACCCCAACCAGAGUGACCUGAUCGAGCAGGCAGCUGAGAUGCUUUAUGGAUUGAUCCACGCUCGCUAUAUCCUCACCAACCGUGGCAUCGCCCAGAUGUUGGAAAAGUACCAGCAGGGAGACUUUGGCUACUGUCCCCGUGUGUACUGUGAGAACCAGCCAAUGCUUCCCAUCGGCCUUUCAGACAUCCCAGGCGAAGCCAUGGUGAAGCUCUACUGCCCCAAGUGCAUGGAUGUGUACACACCCAAGUCCUCAAGGCACCAUCAUACAGAUGGCGCCUAUUUCGGCACUGGUUUCCCGCAUAUGCUCUUCAUGGUGCAUCCCGAGUACCGGCCCAAGCGACCUGCCAACCAGUUUGUGCCCAGGCUCUAUGGUUUCAAGAUCCAUCCAAUGGCUUACCAGCUGCAGCUCCAAGCCGCCAGCAACUUCAAGAGCCCGGUCAAGACAAUUCGCUGAUUCCCUACCCCACCUGCCCUUCACUCUUCGACACCGCCUUUCCUUUGCUGCCACCCUUUCAGGAGCCCUCUCUGGUUUUUAGUUUAAAUUAAAGGAGUCAUUAUUGUGGUGGGAAUAUGAAAUAAAGUGGAAGAAAAGGCCA
This is a messenger RNA of Fukomys damarensis (Damara mole-rat), 654 nucleotides long. It is a transcript of the gene Csnk2b, whose product is annotated as casein kinase 2 beta. Gene Ontology annotation, cellular component: protein kinase CK2 complex; cytoplasm. Bases 96 to 512 code for a protein of 138 amino acids. NCBI's taxonomy places the organism in Eukaryota, Metazoa, Chordata, Mammalia, Rodentia, Bathyergidae. The transcript has 5 exons. Gene Ontology annotation, molecular function: protein kinase regulator activity. The record is from RefSeq and is a predicted model, not a curated record.